This is a messenger RNA of Pristis pectinata (smalltooth sawfish), 3187 nucleotides long. Its product is annotated as adhesion G protein-coupled receptor E1-like. The record is from RefSeq and is a predicted model, not a curated record. Gene Ontology annotation, cellular component: membrane. Gene Ontology annotation, molecular function: calcium ion binding; G protein-coupled receptor activity. The transcript has 19 exons. NCBI's taxonomy places the organism in Eukaryota, Metazoa, Chordata, Chondrichthyes, Rhinopristiformes, Pristidae. Gene Ontology annotation, biological process: adenylate cyclase-activating G protein-coupled receptor signaling pathway; cell surface receptor signaling pathway. Bases 23 to 2425 code for a protein of 800 amino acids.
GAAAGGGUGAAGUGUGGAGAGAAUGGGUCUCGGCAACAUCAGCAGCUGCCUGCCUCUUCUGGUUAUCUUGUGCUGCAGUGUUUGCAGAGUCGUUCUGUCCCAGAAUAACAACUGUACAGCAGGUUUUCAAGUCAAUCCAAGGAACAAAACUGAGUGUAUCGAUAUCGAUGAAUGUAUAAACACUCCGUGUCAAUCUCACAAACAGUGUUUCAAUGCACUUGGUUCCUACUGGUGUCAAUGCAAGAAGGGGUUUAAAACAUUAGUCACCUGCUCUGGUCCCAACAGCAUGAAAAUCUGUGAAGAUAUCGAUGAAUGUGCUUCCCCUCCGUGUGCCCAUGAAGCAACUUGUCAGAACACAAAUGGUUCCUUCCAGUGUAUCUGCAGCGAAGGCUUUAAGUCAUCUGAGAAGGCCAGCUCCAAUGGCAGGAGGACCUGUGACGAUAUCGACGAAUGUCAAUCCUCGCCCUGUCCACAUCGCACAACUUGUACCAACACAUUGGGUUCCUACCAGUGCAACUGCAUCACAGGGUUUCAGGCAUCUCCUGCGACCGUCACCCUCACUGCAGGGAAGGUCUGUGAAGAUGUGGAUGAAUGUGCGAAUGAAACCGUGUGCCCCACCAACACGACUUGUCGCAACACCUUUGGGAGUUUUUACUGUGUCUGUGAAGCAGGACAUCCCCCAGCACCGGGAGAUGCUCACCAGGCCUGUAGAGUGGAUCCUCUUGACUGUCCCGGCUCUGAAAAGCAGAAUUCCACAAUGUUGCAGUGCGAUCCGAAUCAUUCAUGGAACUCACAGCAGUUAAACUUCGCAGAAGAUGUGCUGAAGUUAGCUAAUUGCUACCGUGAUAAAGUCUGUCAGAACUUCAAUGGGAAAAACGAUACCGAGGUAAUGACGGCGUUUGUAAACAACAUUCUUAAUAGCUCGAGGCUGCACACCAUGAAGACCGCUGAAAGGCUGAAGGUAGCAACAGCCACGUUGGACCUCCUGGAGAACAUGGCAAUGGCGAUUGCUCUGACUCUACCCAAUUCAACAGAAGAGACUAUAAAAACAGACUCUUUCGUUCUUAAGGUCAAGGUGCCUGGAGGGAAAAAUAUGAGUGCAAGCGAAUUGGUGGAAGUAGAAGCUCAGAAUAAUUCCAUGGAGAUCUUCUGGAGAACAAUUGCUGGAGGAAAUAACACCGAAUUUGUGGCUGUUUCCUUACUCGUAUUCAACGACAUGGAAUCCCUGUUGAACGAAGACAUUGAAAGAGACCAGCAGGAAACUGUCCCAUUAAACUCCAAGGUGGUCUCUGCCACGAUCAGCAACAAAGCAGUCAGCUCGAAGCUGAAGGAAAUGGUCAAUGUCACUCUGAAAUUCAACCAGGAAAUGGAAAACAAGACGAAGGAGCCAAAAUGUGUCUUUUGGAGGAAAACCAAAGAGGGAAAUGUCUGGUCCCCUGAGGGUUGUAAACCGAUUGUUUACAAUCAGACCCACGUAACCUGCCAAUGUGACCAUCUGACAAGCUUCGCUGUGUUAAUGGCACCAGUUAAGAUCGAGUACGGAGGGCACUUGGAUGUGAUCACCUACAUCGGCCUCACCAUCUCCCUGCUGUGUCUCGCCGCCUCCAUCGCCAUAUUCAUCAACUGCACAUCCAUCCAGAAUGCCAACACCACUGUCCACAAGCACCUGAGUCUCACCCUCUUCCUGGCACAGUUCAUCUUCCUGGCAGGAAUGUGGAUUAAACAACCAGUGGUGUGUGGUCUGGUAGCAGGGUGUUUGCAUUACCUCUUCCUCUCCGUCUUCAGCUGGAUGUUCCUGGAUAGUCUGCAGCUUUUCAUCAUGUCCAGACACCUGACCGUCACAAAUUAUACCCGUACACACAUCAUCAGACGAAAAUACCUGUACAUUUCCGGUUACGCCGUUCCUGCUGUGAUAGUAAUUAUCUCGGCAGCAAUAUAUCCCAGAGGAUAUGGAACAAAAGAUCACUGUUGGCUGAACCACAAGUUUGGGUUUAACUGGAGUUUCCAGGGCCCGGUCUGUGUCGUGAUUGUGGUCAACACGGUGCUGUUGGUUUGGACACUCUACUUACUGAAAUGCCAUUUUGACUCACGCAACAAGGAGGUGUCGAAGCUCAAAGAAACCAAAACCCUGACCCUUAAGGCUGCUGCACGGAUGUUUGUUUUGGGAUGCACUUGGAUCUUCGGAAUAUUUCAAUUCAAUGAGAGCACCAUGGUGUUCUCCCACUUAUUCACUGUCCUCAACAGUCUCCAGGGUCUGUUCAUUUUCCUUAUUUACUGCGUUUUCAAUCGCCGGGUGGUUGAUGAAGUUCAGAAAUGGUUGACCAGUAAGCACAAGACUUUCACCAUUGACUCGACACAGACUGAGAUGAACACAACUGAGACUUACAAAAUAACACCAUCAGAGGGAAGGUCCAAGACUCAAUGACAAGAUUUGUCUCAGUGGAUUUUCUUUCAUUCAUGCUCUCUCGCUCUCGCUGUGCUUCUGACUUUGAAGGUUGUGGGUUCGAGUCCCAGUUCCAAGCACGGAGGGUUACACUGCUCACACUUCCGGAGUUACUUGGCUUAUCCUGAAGUUGUCAAAAAGGCGCUGUUUAAUUAAAUGUGUCUGUGGAAGUGAGUCUGUAUAGGAAUGUGUGUGAGAGUUGGUGUUUUGAUGUCGGUGAAUAUAAAUAUAUUUCUGGACAUUUGCUAAUUUUCCAAGUUUUGCUCAGCCAUCUCCUGUUUGGACUUGACCUUGUUCUAACAUGUUGCAAACACAAGUACAGACUGCUGCAUAUGCACAGCUCAGACAUACAAAGCAGGUACACGCAUGUACACCAGAAACUCACAGAUACCAAAUCAAUACAGUAGAUCUUGGACACAUACAGAGUUCAGGUACGUACACCGACCUGAAGCACAUGUAUGGCAGAGCGCACACACACCCUGCUUUGGGUACUGUGACUGUGGCUAACUCAGCACCAACGGAACCAAUAUCACACCUUCUCUUCUGCCUUUAUACACUGAAUGUGUAGGACUUGCUUGCUACAUUCAUCGAAAAACCACAUAUAUAAAAUACAUGCUUACAUGAUUUUUUUAAUUGCAGAAAAGCUGUUUAUUUACAAAGUUGUGCAUGCUUGAAAAUCCCUGCACUGUUGAUCAAAAUUCAUUUAAUCAAAAAUCUUAAUAAAUAAGUCUUAUUGCACCGAUA